CCUUCGAAUGCCUAAAUGAAGGCUUGCCCUCAAUGAACUGAAGCGGAUCUUUUGGGAGAACAACAGCCAAUUGCACAGCUGCGUCGAAGCCGGAAAAUCAUCCCAAAAUGCCGAGCAACGAGGAACUUUCGAACAGGGCCAAGAGUCUUGUGACUGAUGUUCAGUCAAUCACUCAGAGUGCUAAACAGCAUGUCGACGAGUACAAGGCACUUGCUACCAAGACGUACGCCAAUCUGCAGAAGUUUCUGGAGUCAAAGGGAGUAAAAUCGGUGGACGAAUGGCUGGCAAAGGCUCAGAAGGAGCUGACUCCGGAAGAAGCCGCGAAGGUGCAAAAGGCCAUCAAAGAUCUUCAGCCGCCACAGGGCCUGGCUGCCUUGACUGAGCCGGCCGAGAUUGCCAAGUUCAUGGCAGGAUGGUAUAUCAGGGCCAUUCCACUCUUUCAGACGGCGGCUCUAACGGCCCGGUCAUGGUUCAACAAUUAUCUCGCAAUCAACCGCCUUCCAGUGGUUGCUGCUGAUGGGAUCGAACUCACGAGCAUUGCUAGCACCACGGAGCUCGCUGAAGCUGCCACGCUCAUCGAGGGAGAUGAGGUAGCCACCAUGAUGGUUGCUACGGAGGCCGAACUCGGCAGCAUCGUUGCCGGUGAAGCCGCCGUGGCUGCUGAGGUCGCCGGAGUGGCAGCGGCCGAAGCCGCCUGUUCGUGGAACAUAUUCCUUGUCGCUGCCGGCGCUGUGGUCCUUGCCGGUGUAUAUGCGUGGCAGAAACACAGGGAGAGUGAGGACGCAGAGAAGCUCAAAGGUGCGAUUGCCGAAAUUGCGACGGCACGCCUCUAUGCUCUGGCGUCCGAGCAGAGCAUUUUGAAACAGACUGACCAAAAGAGCGUUCUGUUCUCUUUGAACAUGGCCCUCGAGGCCGGCGAAAACGAAGUCGCCACGUUCUUCAAGGAUCAUGCGUUGAAGAUAGCCAAGGAUGCGGCGACCGCUAUCAAUGUCAAUGACUGCUAUAACCAACUCCAUCAGCAGGACGAAAACAACCACGCCAUGACUGAUGCGGAUCCAUCGUAUGAUGACAUGGUCCACCGCCAUGAGGCCAAGCUGCGCGAGGGCGCCCCCAACGUUCAACCCUAGAAUCCGAGAGGUGUUGAAGUGCAAUAAGAGGCAGAGCGUGAGGUAGUAGAGAGGGUGGGUGAGGAAGGGAAGGGAAGGGGAACGGGACGGGAAUGAAGGGCUUGCAGCUUCAGGCACACAAUAGACUCCCAAUCUCCUGCUCUUCCAAUGUCCAUGUCUACUUCAAUCUUCAACAUGAAUUCCGGCAAAGAUCGAGAUUCCUCCAAGACAUAUCCUCAACCCCCCACUUGGGAUUUUGAAGUCUUGGUUCCUGGUCCUCGCAGGGGAAUCCGUUAACGGACGUCGUCAACCAACCCAUGAGCCUCAGCUCGUCCCCCUGAUCCUUCUAUCACGCCCUGGUCUGCCCUGGUCGGGAAGUGGCUGACGGGAA
Messenger RNA from Neurospora tetraspora, 1497 nucleotides. RefSeq lists its product as uncharacterized. The record is from RefSeq and is a predicted model, not a curated record. The transcript has 8 exons. Bases 108 to 1127 code for a protein of 339 amino acids. NCBI's taxonomy places the organism in Eukaryota, Fungi, Ascomycota, Sordariomycetes, Sordariales, Sordariaceae.